This is a messenger RNA of Quercus robur (English oak), 795 nucleotides long. RefSeq lists its product as uncharacterized. The record is from RefSeq and is a predicted model, not a curated record. The coding region runs from base 1 to 795 and encodes 264 amino acids. The transcript has a single exon. Lineage: Eukaryota; Viridiplantae; Streptophyta; Magnoliopsida; Fagales; Fagaceae. Gene Ontology annotation, molecular function: nucleic acid binding; zinc ion binding.
AUGGAAUCGGAUUCUGAAGUUGAAAACCUCAAAGAGGGUUUUGCAACUGUUAAACUUUCAAAGGAGUUCAAGAAUCAUAUCAGAGCUCCCUGGUUCGGUGCUCUCAUUUUUAAAGUCUUCGGCAGGACAGUGGGAUUCAAUUAUUUGCACUCAAAACUCAUGGCCUUAUGGAAGCAGGCAGGCAGAAUGGACUGUGUUGAUUUGGGGUGUGAUUUCUUCUUAAUGAGGUUCUCUCUCAAGGAAGAUCAUGAUCUGGUUCUUAAGAAAGGUCCAUGGUUUAUUAAAGAACACUUUCUCUCCAUUAGACCGUGGGAGCCAAAUUUUGAUCCUGAUUCUGCAAACAUUGCUUCAGUAGCAGUUUGGGUUAGACUUCCCAAACUCCCGAUUGAAUAUUAUGAUGCUGAAGCCUUACAGGUAAUCGGCAAAGCUAUUGGCUCUGUUCUUCGCAUUGACACUCACACAGCCACCGAAUCGAGAGGCCGAUUUGCGAGGCUCUGUGUGCAGGUGGACACUACAAAGCCUCUAAUAAACACUAUUUUGAUUGGGAAAUUGCAUCAGACCGUUGUCUAUGAAGGUAUUAGCAAACUUUGCUUCUCCUGUGGCCAAGUGGGCCACCGCCAAGAUCAAUGCCAGUAUACGGUUAAGCCGCCGAUGGCUGUCACAUCAGAUAUGGAUAAUGGGUCCCACAGAGAUAGUGGAAUUGGUCACGACAGAAAUCCAGGUGAUAGUCACGCUCCUGGCACUGAAGAUAAUAUUCACUCUAAGCACCCAGAUGAGGAUGUGUAUGGCCCUUAG